Molecule: messenger RNA, 642 nt
Organism: Rhizophagus irregularis DAOM 181602=DAOM 197198
Lineage: Eukaryota; Fungi; Glomeromycota; Glomeromycetes; Glomerales; Glomeraceae
Source: RefSeq, a predicted model, not a curated record
AUGCCAUUUUGUAUCGAAUCCCGCAAUGUUGAUAGUAAUCGUUGGGUUGAAAUCAACCUAGCUCACUCGGAAUGUACAAGAUCUAGUGCUAGUUUCUCUGAGGAUGCUUUUGCAAAAGAAAUCGCAAAGCCAAAGAAGAAGGUUUUUAAAAAUCAAAUUUUUUUUGUGGCCAAUGGAAGGUUUACCAGAGAAGAAAUUGAGGCUUACGAUUUACUGAGUUCGAUUAUUUUUGAUAAAGAAGUUAUUAAUUAUACAACCAUAGUGCGAGUUAAUUUCUCGGACUUUGAGGAUUAUGAAAAGUGUGCAAAUGAUCGAGCAUCAUUAAGAAUGGAAAAUGCUGGUUUAGCGUAUAUUCUUAAUAAAGUUAAUAUUGUCUAUGUCGAUAAUCCGCCACUAGUAGGACGUGCAAGAGAGAUUAAUAAGGAAGUUAGAGAGGUGCCCCGCAAGAGAUUAUUAACCUACUUAGGAACUUGCCAAAAUACAUAUCGACUUUCUAAUUUAGAUACCCUUAAUGAAAGAAUUAGGAAGUAUGCAAAUAACCAAACUCCAAAAGGACAAAAAGUCGCUAACAUUCAUCAAACAAUUGCUAACUUACAAGAACAAAUAAAUGAGUUAGGUUUAGAGGCAAGCAGAAUUAAUUAA